GAACGGAGGAAUAAAUUCUUCACCCACUGCCACAAGAAAGGCACCUCCCUCCCCUCACCGCCGCCGGGAAAGCUUCCAUCUUUGUCCCCAUUUGCCCGCAGCUCAUCCCCGAGGCGAGGCGAGGUGAGGUGAGGGCCUCCCCUCUCCAUCCUCCGUCGAUGUGACCCCUUCCUCGGUCUGCUAAGUGAGGUGAUUUCCCUUCACCUGUAUUAUCCCCCAUCACCUGCCUGUUCACUCGUCGGGGAGCCAUCCGAUUGCUGCGUUCAGGAAGCCUCGCAUCUCGCCUCGGGCCGCGUGUCCCCCCCCCCCCCCCCUCUGUGUGUGGAUUCUAUCGCUUUUUUCUUAAGAAAAUCGCAUCUUUUCUCCUUGGUUCAAGGGCAGCCGCCGCCAGGGCGUUUCCCUUGACGCCGCCGAUUUUUCUUGCCUUAAUUUGGAGCUAAAUUCCUCCCUUCUUUUGGGCGUUUCGUAGAUCUGUUCGGGGGAUUUCUUUUGUGUGGCUAAAUUGCCGGCGGAUGCGCCCACCGCGUAAUGUCUUGUUUUCCUUUUCCUUCUCUUCGAGCCGUUUUGGUUCUUUUCGCUGAAUUUCGUUUGUUGAUUUUACGAGUUCCAAUCCAUUCACCUGAUGUAGCUUUUGUCGUUUCAGAGCCCUCGUAAUCCAUCCCCUAUGUUUACCACUUUCUUGCAGAACAGGACCUUGUCGUCGUGAAUUCCUCCCUCCCCUCUGUGCUCUGUGUGCCACCGAUUCCUGAGCCGGUCACGUAUGAGAAACUGGAGGAUCGGGGAGAGCUCCAACGUCUGGGUCAAUUUGGUCGCCGUCCCGGCCAAUCUCGCCAUCGCGGCUCUGGAAUUCGCGCUGUGGAGCUCCGUCUGGUGCUUCCUGGCCGUUUCCUCCAUCAAUUUCUGACCCGAAUUCGGAGCACCCAGUCUGUGGGGUUCUCACUGCACUAGUAGGCCACUGGCGCCCGAGUAGUUGCAGCAAAAGGAGCAGGCCACCUUCGGUGAGUUGGGAUUAGGUGCGGUCCUCAGCUCAAAAGGGCUCGUUUGGUGGGAACUUUUACUUGCUGUCUGUCUGCUUGUGUCCUUGGUGAUGGAGAUUGCCGGAAUUGGGGUUGGAAGGACAUUCUGAUUUAAUUGGUUGUGGAGAUUUUCUGAUUCCAUCGGUUGAGGAUGGAGGAGAGGCUACCUGAGGCAGGCGCUGGCAAUUUGAGGGGUGAGGAUGACUUCAGGAGCUGCUGUGGGGAUGAGGAAGAGUGGGAGGACACCGAGGAGUCAUUCACUGCUGCUGUUGCAAAGGGGGAGCUUGAUGAGACCUCGGUGCGGCUGUUCUUCAAGGGCGUGUCGAGCCCGGAGGCAGAGGGGAAGAAAUUGUCUGGGAUCGGGGUGGUGAUGGAAAGGGCGCCCGGAGUGCCUGUUCUUAAGGUGCAGAAGAAGCUGGAUUUCUAUGUGGAGGAGCUGGUGGCUGAGCACUUGGCACUCAUGGAUGGCCUGCUGGUGGCGCUGCAGAAUGGGAUAAGGAAGAUCUUUGCCUUCACCAAUUCAGAGAAGCUAUACUUUCAGAUAGCAGAAGCUGAAAUUCUUGAAGACCAGCUUUUGGUAGCUUUAGGGCACAGAAUUCUUGAACUAGUUGAUAAGCUGGAAGACUUUGAUUUGAUAUUGCUUCCUAGCUUUGAACUUGAGAGGCCCUUACAGUUGGCCAAAGAAGCGAUAGGCAUCAGGUAUCUUUCUCCCUAUGAGGUUGGCAUCUGCCCGACCUGCUGUGAGGAAAAACUAGGUUCUCAGAUGAUCAAGACAGGUUGUUCACACACAUUUUGCUAUAAUUGCCUGACUGCAUAUGUUGAAGAGAAGCUGCUGACCUCAAAGCAGCCUAUAAGGUGUCCGCAAUUGAGGUGUAAAUAUCUAAUUUCAGCUAGUGAGUGUAAAUCAUUCCUUCCAGUUAGCAGCUAUGAUUCCCUGGAGAGAGUAUUUGCAGAAGCUGGCACCUCAGGCAUGGAAAGAUUUUAUUGUCCCUUUCCAAACUGUUCAGUGUUAUUAGACCUUAGUCAGCACUUUUCUAGGGCAAGUUCAUCAAAUCAGUCAGAUCUCAGUUGUGUUGAGUGCCCAGAAUGCCACAGAGAUAUUUGUAUCAACUGUGGAGUGCCAUGGCAUAUCAUGAUGGGCUGUGAUGAGUACCAGAGCUUGCCUGUCGAAGAAAGAGAUGCUGGAGACCUAUCUUUGCAUCGGCUUGCUCAAAGCAAUAGGUGGAGGCAUUGUCAGAGAUGUCGACGAAUGAUUGAACUAACACAAGGCUGCUUCCAUAUGACUUGCUGGUGUGGGCACGAGUUCUGCUACUCCUGUGGUGCUGACUAUGCUAGUGGUGUACAAACAUGCCAAUGUGUGUUCUGGGAAGAUGAAGCCAUUGAGCCAUCCUCCGCAGCACGAUCCAGCCAAGCAGCAUCCGAGAUCUGGGCAUGGGACACAUUUGACUGCAUGCCAACCGCUGUCGAGGGGUACUCGGAACAGGAGCGUGCGCAGCUGGCACUCAUCCAGAGGUUCCUCGCAGGGGGUUUCAGCCUGGGAGACAACCCCUGCCAGUCGCCACCCCGCUGUGCUGACUCGUAUAUUGUUGACACCAUGAAGGACCUCCACCAGCUGCCGUGGCUUGAGCGAUUUGUCUCAGUUAUCAGCGACAGCUACAACGAUGACUACAUCCAGUGAACAAACAAAAAGGUUAUAGAUAACAGUAAAGAAACGGCACAUACUGAGUUUCAUCCGGAAUAAUAUGUUUCCAUGUCCCUGGUUGAUAAUUGACAGAUAGUAGGGAAAUGAUGUGCUUCCUUGCAACGUCGCUGUUUGCUCUUGUAUUACCUACUUUGGUUUCUGGUGCAUCAGCAAAAGAGUUCUCCAGUUGUCACUCUGCAGUUUUAGAUUCUUCUCCUAGCGAGCACAUAUAUUUUCGAGGUUUCUGAAAUUAAUCUGCAAUAUGAGUAACUUCCUAGUUGAUGCCUUUGGCACUUCCAAAUAAAUUAAAUUAUUUAUUUUC
Panicum virgatum (switchgrass) is the source of this 3019-nucleotide messenger RNA. Its product is annotated as ATP-dependent RNA helicase DEAH12, chloroplastic-like. The transcript is spliced from 3 exons. Gene Ontology annotation, cellular component: cytoplasm; ubiquitin ligase complex. Gene Ontology annotation, molecular function: ubiquitin protein ligase activity; zinc ion binding; RNA-DNA hybrid ribonuclease activity. Bases 1168 to 2694 code for a protein of 508 amino acids. The record is from RefSeq and is a predicted model, not a curated record. NCBI's taxonomy places the organism in Eukaryota, Viridiplantae, Streptophyta, Magnoliopsida, Poales, Poaceae. Gene Ontology annotation, biological process: ubiquitin-dependent protein catabolic process; positive regulation of proteasomal ubiquitin-dependent protein catabolic process; protein polyubiquitination.